Messenger RNA from Penicillium waksmanii, 1095 nucleotides. RefSeq names its product putative cell wall glucanase (Scw4) (gene scw4). Gene Ontology annotation, biological process: cell wall organization. Bases 1 to 1095 code for a protein of 364 amino acids. NCBI's taxonomy places the organism in Eukaryota, Fungi, Ascomycota, Eurotiomycetes, Eurotiales, Aspergillaceae. The transcript has a single exon. The record is from RefSeq and is a predicted model, not a curated record. Gene Ontology annotation, cellular component: fungal-type cell wall; extracellular region; cell surface. Gene Ontology annotation, molecular function: 1,3-beta-glucanosyltransferase activity; glucan endo-1,3-beta-D-glucosidase activity.
AUGGUAGAGAAGAAGUUGAAUGCUCAACUCGAUGAGCAUCUUCCUCCGCAUCCACCUGGUGAGCCUGCGCCUGCACCACCGCCACCACCUCCUCCACCACCGCCGCCAUCUGAACCACUAGUAUUAGCUCCCAAUCCCCAUACGGAACCUCACGAUGCGCCUCGUCAUCACCAUAAGCCGCAUCCUCAUACGGAACCUCACGAUGCGCCUCAUCAUCACCAUAAGCCGCAUCCUCAUACGGAACCUCACGAUGCGCCUCAUCAUCACCAUAAGCCGCAUCCACAGGCUGAAACUCACCUCGAGAAGCGCCGUUCCGGAAUUUCUUAUUCCCCCUACAAGGCGAACCGGAGCUGCAAGACCCAAGACGAAGUAAACAAGGAUCUAGAUCGAUUAUCAGACUAUGCAUUCGUACGCAUCUAUGGCACAGACUGCGGCCAAAUUAAAACCGUAGCAACAGCAGCCCGUCAACACAAAAUGCAAGUCUUCGCCGGUGUCUUCGAUCUAACAGACUUCCCCAACAGUCUCGACGCAUUCGAAGACGCCGCAACAACACCAAACGGCAAGAAAGACUGGUCCAUCUUCCACACCAUCACCGUCGGCAACGAACUCGUCAACGGCGGAGCCGAGGCUCCUGGCAAGGUCGCUGGCGCAGUCACGCAAGCUCGCACUAUCUUGCGAGGAAAGGGUUACAAAGGACCAGUCGUUACAGUCGACACUUUCUCCGUGCAUCUCAAACAUCCGGAAUUAUGCAAAGCAUCGGAUUACUGCGCUGCAAACUGCCACGCUUUCUUCGACGCUACGCAGCAACCGCACAAUACAGGACCAUAUGUUUUGGAACAAGCACACGCUGUCUCUGAUGUUGCAGGUGGAAAACGAACAAUGAUCACAGAGUCUGGCUGGCCACAUGCGGGCAAGUCGAAUGGUGCGGCUGUCCCUUCGCAGGAGAAUCAGCGCGUGGCGAUUGAGAGCUUGCGACGCAGUUUCGCACACAGGAAGGAUGAUCUUAUCUAUUUCACUGCGUUUGAUGACCUUUGGAAGGAUGAUAAUCGGUAUACCUUUAGUGCGGAGCGGUUUUGGGGCAUUUAUGAUAAGUAA